GCCGCCGCCAUCUUUGUUUGGGGCAGCCGGGCCUGGCGUCUGGAGAUGCCGAAGUCGUGCGCGGCCCGGCAGUGCUGCAACCGCUACAGCAAUCGCAGGAAGCAGCUCACCUUCCACCGGUUCCCGUUCAGCCGCCCGGAGCUGCUGAAGGAAUGGGUGCUGAACAUCGGCCGGGGCGACUUCGAGCCCAAGCAGCACACAGUCAUCUGCUCCGAGCACUUCCGGCCCGAGUGCUUCAGCGCCUUUGGGAACCGCAAGAACCUCAAGCACAACGCAGUGCCUACAGUGUUCGCAUUCCAGGGCCCCCCACAGCUGGUGAGGGAGAACAUGGACCCUACCGGCCGGAGUGGAGACGCCACCUCUGGGGAGAGAAAGGUCCUCCCUGAGCCGGCGUCCGGGGAGUGUGGCCUGGGGAGGAAGAUGGACACUGAAGCUGAAGCGCUGCAGCUGCCCCCUGAGGUUGGAGGCCCAGGAGCACAGGUCCCGCCACACACACCAGAAGCCUCUGGGGUCCCUGGUCAGCCAGCUAGCCCCCCAGAGCUGAAGAGGCGCCUCCCCACACAGCCGUCCGAUCACAGCUAUGCCCUUUUGGACUUAGACGCCCUUAAAAAAAAACUCUUCCUGACUCUGAAGGAGAACGAAAAGCUCCGCAGGCGCCUGAAGGCCCAGAGGCUGGUGAUGCGGAGGAUGUGCAGCCAGCUGCGUGCACGCCUUGCGGGGCGGCCAGGACUCCAGGCCAGGCCUCCGCUGGGGCAGCAGAGCUGAGCUGCUUGCUGGGCCGUUGUCUGAGCCUCUGAGAGGAGGGGCCAUGGUCUCCAGACUCUGGCUGUGGACCUUUUGGUCCCACUUUGACCCUCAGGCCAGCACCACCUCAGGUGGGAGUGUGGUGGCCCCAGGCGGGGAGGAGGCUGGGGCCCUGAAGAGGACACCGUGGCUCUCCCUUCAGGAGGUGACAGCCCAGCUGCCUCUCUAGCACAAGCUGGGUGAGCGUCCUUGGAACCACCCCGGGCCAGUGUGGCAGACCAUGUCCUUGAGGGGUAGGUGGGGCGCUAGCUGACCCUAAGGCAGCGAGAUGUCCCCUCCAUCACCUGGAUGGCUGGCUCUGUCCCAGGAGUACCUCUCUGCACGGCCAGUAUGAGUGAGCAACGUAAUAAAGUGUCUUCCUACCCCACGUGCCGCCUCCUUCGUUUAAGAGUGAGUGAGCACUAGUUUGAGUUC
Messenger RNA from Budorcas taxicolor (takin), 1218 nucleotides. RefSeq names its product THAP domain containing 3 (gene THAP3). The coding region runs from base 46 to 765 and encodes 239 amino acids. NCBI's taxonomy places the organism in Eukaryota, Metazoa, Chordata, Mammalia, Artiodactyla, Bovidae. The record is from RefSeq and is a predicted model, not a curated record. The transcript is spliced from 5 exons.